UUCCGUUGAUCGGAUCAGCUGGAACCCUUGAAGUCGUAAGCGACAGAGUGCCAAAAACAACAACAAUGCAUCCUCGAAUCACGAAAGAGAUUCCGUGUUUCGUAAGGAAGUGACGUCACGGCUCCAACCGUCGAACCGCGAACUUCGAACUAAUAUUACUGUCUUCUUGUUACAAACACUUCGGUCAGUCGACAAUGGAUAAUGCGAAAACAUUAGGUGAGCUCUUUAUACAGUUUCAAGAGAGAUUAGAUGUUAUAAAUAAUAUGAUCAGCUUAAAAGAAUGCAAAGAAGAAGAUUGGUAUGAGACAUCAAUGUCAAGCAUUUUCAACCAGUUAUCAACUUUUGAAGUUACAUUUGCUGCAAUGAAAAGCCGUCUCAAGGAUUUCAGAGAAGCUUUGGAAAAUGCAAAUGUUUUAAAGGAGAAUUUGAAAGAAACAAUUGAAAUUGCCAUGCAUAUGAAGGAGAACUUACCAGAACACUUUAACAAUAAUAAAGCCACAAUUAAAAUCACUCUUGAUUCUGCCAGUGUUUCCGAAACGAAUUCUGCCUGUAACUUAAAGGAGAACACAAAAAAGAAGGUAAACCUGUCUCCAGCAGAAGUUCCUCAAAAAAUCACAGAAAACAAGAACCUGUUGGAGAAGGAAGUAAAAUAUAUUGAGUUCCUCACUGUGCCACAGUUUGAUUCCAUUCCAAAAUAUAUGAAGGGCCGAAUUACAUACAAGCUGGUUAACAAUGUCAUUGAGGAACUGACCAAAUGCUUUGAAGCUAAGUACAGCAUAAUGUCUCUCAAGAGGAAAGCUGUUCCAGAGAAGAAGAAGCAUAUAUAUGAAAUGUAUAAAGCUCAAGAGACUGCUGAUACUGAAGGUGUGUACUUCAUUGUCGAAAAUGACAUGAAAGAGUACAGCAAACUUCGCAAUGCUCCAACAACUCGAUCCAUUCUGGUGAUGCUACGGCAUGUUGGUCUAAUCAGAGAAAUCCGAGGAGGUGGUCUUGUCCGCUAUGCUGCCACAUUCUACUGACUGUUUUCCUCUCUCUCUCUCCCUCACACCCACACACAAUGACUAUAAUUGUUUCAAUUUGUUUAUUAUUAGUGCAGUAUGGAUCUGCCAUCAGCACCUUUGAUUCCAGCAUGUUCAAUUCCAAAGCUCUGCCAAACCAUCUGCUUAACUGGGCUUGACCGAAAAUGGUCACUCAAAACCAGUUCAAGAAUACACUGCAGGCAUGGCUAUGUAGUUAAGAGGUUUGCUUCAUGACCACAUGGUUUGUGGUCCGGGCCUACUGGGCAGCACCUUGGGCAGGAAUCUUCAGUGACAGCCAAAUGUUUACUAAUUCGUUGUGAGUGUAAUAGUUUAAUACAAACUGUAUGGAAGCCCAUCAUUAAUGUGUGUGUGUGUGUGUGUGUGAAGGCAAAAGAAUCAUUAGCAUGCUAGUUAAAAGUUUUAGCAUUUCAUCUGUCUUCGUGUUCUGAGUUCAGAUUCUACCAAGGCCAACUUUGCAUUUUGUCCUUUCGGGGUCAGUAGAAUAAGUACCAAUUGAGCGCUAGGGUUGAUAAGAUAAGUAUCAUCUCAGUGCUGGGGUCAAUGUAAUCGACUUACCCCCAACCCCUAAAUUGCUGGCCUUGUGCCAAAAUUUGAAAUCAGUAUAUGUGUGUGUGGGUGUGUGUCUGUAUACAUUUGAAAGUUUACAUUCUGUAUUUUGCAAAGAUGAUAUGAUGACAUUCUCUCUCAAAAAAACCCCCAAAGAUUCUCCACAAUGACUUAGGGUGUGUGAGUAAGAAGUUUGCUUCCCAACUGCAUGGUUUCAGGUUCAGUUCCACUGCAUGGCACCUUGUGCAUGUUUUCUACAGCCCUGUAGCAACCAAAACCUUGUGAGUGGAUUCUUUGUAUUGCCUGUGUGUAUUUCCAGCUCCAAGCUGCAUCAUUAAUUUUCAGUAUUCUGCGUAACCAUGCCAUGGAAAAAUAUUACAUUGCUUGGAAAUAGAUGAGAGCUGGUGACAAAAACAAGGACAGGAAAAAAUGGAGAAUGUUACACAAAUACAAAUAACAGGACAUAACAACAGGUGUCUUUUGACUAAGGACGAAUUAAAUUAAGCUGGCAUGUGUGGAAGUAAAGCCCUACGGCAGGGAUACAGGAUUUCACAGGCACAUAUAUGUAUGUAUAUUUAUUUAUGUAUAUAUGUUUAUGUGUAUUUAUAUAUAUAUAUAUAUAUAUAUAUAUAUAUAUGUAUCUAUAUAUGUAUAUUUAUGUAUAUAUAUUUAUCAUAGUCCUCCAGACGAUAACAGAGGAAUUCAAGACAAAAUACCCCUGGGGGCUCCUCUAUGCUGAUGGCCUUGCACUAAUUGCUGAGUCACUAUCAGAACUAGAGGAGAAGUUUCAGGUGUGGAAGCAAGGACUAGAAUCGAAGGGCUUUAGAGUCAACCUAGCUAAAACCAAUGUCCUAAUAAGUAGGAAGGUAGACAAAACACAAACCCCUUCAGGUAGAUGGCUCUGCUCGAUCUGUAGAAAAGGCGUAGGUAGAAACUCUAUCAGAUGUACCCAGUGCAAGCUAUGGACACAUAAGAGGUGCAGCAAUAUCAAAGGAAGGUUAACUAGGAAGUUACUUUUUGUAUGUAGCAGAUGUUCAGGAGCAAUAAACACUGAAAAUGUACAAAAAACAACUUUGCCCACAUUCCAGGGAGAAAAACUAGACUUAAUUGAUAGCUUCCGCUAUUUAGGUGACCAAGUUAGUAGUGGAGGAGGGUGUGCUGAAAGUGUAGCUGCUAGAAUAAGAAUAGCUUGGGCAAAGUUCAGAGAGCCCUUACCUCUGCUGGUGACAAAGGGCCUCUCACUCAGAGUAAAAGGCAAACUGUAUGACGCAUGUGUAUGAACAGCCAUGCUUCAUGGCAGUGAAACAUGGGCCGUGACUGCUGAGGACAUGCGUAGGCUCACAAGGAAUGAAGCUAGUAUGCUCCGAUGGAUGUGAAAAAGUGCCACACCCUAGCAGUUGAGGGAACCUGUGGAAGAGGUAGGCCUUGAUUCUAAAGUCCUUAUACUCUCUUUCUCUUUACUCUCUUUUACUUGUUUCAGUCAUUUGGCUGUGGCCAUGCUGGAGCACCACCUUUUUAGUCGAGCUAAUCGACCCCAGGACUUAUUCUUUGUAAGCCUAGUACUUAUUCUAUCGGUCUCUUUUGCCAAACCGCUAAGUUACGGGGACAUAAACACACCAGUAUCAAUUGUCAAGCGAUGUUGGGGAGACAAACACAAACACACACACACAUAUAUACGACAGGCUUCUUUCAGUUUCCGUCUACCAAAUCUACUCACAAGGCUUUGGUCGGCCUGAGGCUAUAGUAGAAGACACUUGCCCAAUGUGCCACGCAGUAGGACUGAACCCGGAACCAUGUGGUUGGUAAGCAAGCUACUUACCACACAGCCACUCGUAUGCCUAAAAGUUCUAUUAAUAUGUUUUAAUGGUUCCACCCCCCCUUUUUUUUAAACUUAAUUUUAUUGACUCUGACAAGAUAGGAAUGAAGAGGUCAUCCAGCUUGCUGGUCUAUCUCGUAUGCUGGAAAUCCUCAUUGAUAGAAAUUUACAUUGGUUGGGACACAUCCACAGGAUGGACAACAGCAGACAACUCCAUUACUCCCAACUAUGUGGGAGGUGUGGGGAAAGAAACCAUGGAAGACCUAGUCUGGGAUUCAAGGAUACUGCAAAAUGGAAUACGAAGUGAAAAGGAAUUGAUCAUAAUAAAUGGCAGAUUCAAGUGAAAAACUGACCAGUAUAAAGAUAGCUUAUCAAGUCAUGCCCAAGCUACAAGCAGUCAUGAUCAUGAUGACUAACUACAGAUAAUAAUCCUUUCUACAGGGUGUCCACAAAGUCUGGUACAUGGGGAUUAACACAUACUUUAAGAAAUUAUUAUUUCUUAUAUUUGUUUGUUAUGAUUUUAUUUACUCCAUGUACCCAGACUUUGUGGACACCCUGUACAAUAGGCACA
Molecule: messenger RNA, 3973 nt
Organism: Octopus bimaculoides (California two-spot octopus)
Lineage: Eukaryota; Metazoa; Mollusca; Cephalopoda; Octopoda; Octopodidae
Product: SKA complex subunit 1
Biological process (GO): mitotic cell cycle; cell division; regulation of microtubule polymerization or depolymerization
Cellular component (GO): outer kinetochore; mitotic spindle; spindle microtubule
Molecular function (GO): microtubule binding
Source: RefSeq, a predicted model, not a curated record